AGUUUACGCGCACGGUGUAUAAAUCGGAGAGAGUCCUGCUGUCGACGAGGAGCGGUGUGUUCGCGAAAUUACAUGUUUCCUCGUGCAUGCGGUACGCUAUGAACAUCAACGUCCUCGGAUGUAACGGGUGGUUUGCAAGGGACCUGAAGAGGCGACACUCCUGGGGCAGCGAGGUCAACUACCAGCCGGCGGAAACGGAAGGCGUACCGACACCAGACGGAGGAGAUCCCGUCGUCCCGUCGGCCGACGAAGAGGACCGAAUCUCGUAUAAGGAACAUGGCUGUUCGGUGCAGACGGUGGACCUGGUGGCGGACUGUCCACUGCAGGUGGUGACACCAUCCUCGAGGUCGCCGUCACCACCGAGAUCGCCGUCGCCCGCGGCUAAGCCACCGACGCCGCCCCUCGCAUCCCCGAGGAGCAUGGGCCAACGGCCAAGCACCCUGUUGCGGCCCAAGAUCUCAUUGACCUGGGUCCUACGCGGGCAACAGCAACCAACCGCGAAUAACGGUCACGGGACUGCCAACGGGAACGCAGGUGCAAACGGCGAUCGUGAAAGUCUGUCGCGGAAUACCAAGGAAAGGUCCUCGAGGAGGAGCGUGAAAAGUGUGAAGGAGAAAGUCAACGGGAAAGAGAAUCUCGAUGGAGGGGAGAAACGGGAAAAGAAAAUCGUGCACAGGAUGGAAAAGAUCGAGAGGACGGAAAAGGUGGAGGCACAGGAAAAGGCUGUCAGCAAAGAGGUCCUUGUCAACGAGAGAUCAUCCCUGGAGGUCUCUCGGGAGAAACAGUCCGAGAAGGAAUUCUCAGGGAUGAAGGAGACCAAGGAGAAGGAGAAAGUUAAGAGGGCGGUAUCCGAACCGUCCCUACUAUCUCGGGAGUCAACGUCCACCCCGAACGGCCGUGAAAAGCACAGACAUAGAAGAACGAAACGAUCCCACAAGCCCAGACCACCCAGCAGAUUUGGUUAUGAAAUUGCUGAUCUCGAUGCGUUCCUUACAAAGGCGUCCAUAGAGAAGCCAGCUAACAUUCCAGUGGUUCUGUCCUUUCCGUCGGUCUUGUACCAGACUCAGGGUGGAACUCAGGAUGAGAUGGCUCUUCCUCUUGGAACGGUGGUGAACGCAGUCUUUAAGAACCAGACCUGGUUGUACGUUCAAACACCGCACGGCCAGGAAGGCUAUGUUGGCUACGCUGCUUGUCUUCCGUUAGGGAUAUUGCCACAACCUACAAGGGGACCUUGCUGGGAGGACUCCACGGAUGUAUUUCCACGACCUUUAGGGAACAUGACCGACACGGAAAAGCUUAGAGACACCAGGUCAGAGUGUGGCGCCCGCGGUCGAAGUUCAAGGGUUAGGCGAAGCUCUAGGGACGCCGUGUCUGCUUGCGGAGAACGCAGCGUAGAUAGGCUAUAUCUUAGAGCCGCGGCGAAUGCCAGAACUAAAGGAUCACGCCAUACCUUACUGGUCAUACGUAGCGACUACGAGGCUCGAGGUGGAAACGCGCUGAGUGUCGCUAAAGGUGAUGUGGUGGCCCUCCUCAGUGACCAUGUUAGCGAUUGGUUCUGGGUUCGUUCACGAGACGGCAGAGAAGGCUUCAUACCCGCGGUGAUCGCUGGUCACGGUUUUUUGUGAUCAUUGUACCGAAUUUUGUACUUACCAUAUAUUCUAGAAAUAUCGCUACUAACACUUUCGGUGCUAACAUU
Dufourea novaeangliae is the source of this 1696-nucleotide messenger RNA. RefSeq lists its product as uncharacterized. Bases 87 to 1625 code for a protein of 512 amino acids. Lineage: Eukaryota; Metazoa; Arthropoda; Insecta; Hymenoptera; Halictidae. The record is from RefSeq and is a predicted model, not a curated record. The transcript is spliced from 7 exons. Gene Ontology annotation, molecular function: protein binding.